GACUGUUGUUUGGUUGCGCUUGUAGGAUCCAGGGCUAUGGUUUAUUAUGACUGUUGCAGUUUGCAGUACUUGUAGUUGAGUUGUCUCUGGUAAUGUGCUCCAUCUCAAUGGUUCUUGUGGGGUGUAAUCCUUCCUCCACAUUUCAGUGCUUCAAAAGAGCUAAGAUUAUCAGUGAAAAUAAAGUCCUGAUCUGGUAGUCCCGCUGCUAUUAUUAAAAGCGCGUAAAAAAUUGUCUGUGUCUUCCUCGUGUAGCGUAUACAACUCGCCAGGCUCCGAUGAGCUGGCCAUGAUCCAUCAGUGUAAUACAAUUUAUUUUUGUGUAAAUAUCCGUACUUGUUCACAAAAAUGCCCGACACAGUCCUCGGGCGAAGAUCUUUUGGAAUGGUCCUUAUUUCCUUUGGCAACGAUGAAUCUGUACUGACAAAGGAACUGUAGCUUUCAAGACCCGCCAUGCAAUUGACAGCGAUUUGCGAGGGCGCGUGAGGGCUCACACGCCAUACAAGUUCACAGCCCCAGAGCCCUCGCAUUAAAGAGCUUGCGAGCCUAGGUAUUUUUUCACCCCUAGUUUUAGCAAUUAUAAUUACAGCACCCCAAGAGCAUGUAUAACAGUGCCAGAUUUGUAGCAUACAAAACACCUGAAUCUUUAUUUUGCAAAAAUUCACAAAAAUUUAAAUAGUGAUCUUUUCGACAAAUAACACCGCAAAAUAAUGUAUGAAUGAAACAUUAAGAUUAUUUAAAAUACCAUAAGAUUUCGAGCAGAUGAUACUACUCACAACCCUCGCAAUGUUUAACGGGGAAGAACAACACGGUUUAUUGCUUGUUUGAAGCUAGGAUGCACCUCUAGGGAAACAAAGUCAUUAUACACGUUAAUGACUUUGCUCUUAGAAUCUGUCUUAAUUAUGGCUUUAUAAUUUUCUAUAAUCAAGGGAUUCGAUACUGAGGAACGGACUAAAAGACGAAUCGACAGCAUGUCAAAACGCAGUUUUAACGCCAUCACUCCGGUCGUCACUUUUAGGGAUAUGUUGUGCGUUGAUGCUCCAUAGCGCGAGUAGAAGACAACGGUACUGCGAUCUCUCUAGUUUGAGAAUAUUCGCAUUGGAUACCCAAUGGAAGCACAUGCAUUAAUAUUCCAAGACGGAUAGUUUUGUUAUCUUAUACAGCCGAAGGACAUGUGCUGGGUGUACACCCCACCAGAAUCCUGUGACUGUUCCUAAAAAGUUGAUCCAUUUUGAACCAUUUUUGGAGAAACUGUUAUAAAGACGAGCUAUACGAGAUGUACGGCGACUUUACUGUCGUGUAGCAUAUACAACUCGCCAGGCUCCGAUGAGCUGGCCAUGUUGUACGCAUGGAAACGAACGACCGAGCUCGUAAAGUCUUUUUAGGAUGUCCACAAGGUCAGAGUAGGCCGUGGUAGGGCCAAAUUCAGGUGGCAAUAUGGUGUGGAGGCGUCCGGUCGGGAUAACGGAUUGGCAGACGAAGACGCGAGUCCGUGAGCAGUUUCGGACGCUCCUGAGGCAGGACAAUACCACAUAUCGGUUGUAGCGCCGGAUAAGUAAAGUAAAAUAGUAUUGCCUCUCUGUUGUCGACGGUGUUACUAAAAGGAGCGAAAACUAACAUUUUCGUUUAACUAUGAUAGUUCGUUCAAUUACCAAAUAGAUCUCAUAUAUUGCUUGCGGGCGUGAUCAAGUUCAAUUUAUGUGACCAGUAGCGCUAAGCAGUCAUUUGUACUCUUUGCUCUACUAAAUUCAAAUUGGGUAUCUGAUCGAAGAUUUUUUAUGCAAAUCAUUCAUUUGAUCGAAAAAGGAUCAUUUUUUCUAAGAGAUUCCUUAGACAGGAUAGUAGAGCCAGGGGUCUUCAAACUAUGGACUGCGGACCGCAUGCGGCCCGUGAUGACGUUGUUAAGACUAGAACAAAUAGAUUAUUGCAGGUAUUCCCUGCAAUAUAAUAGGAUAUACGCUAUUAAUGUAGCGUUAGCGUAUCUCGAUUAUUAGCGUAAGUCGAAUUUAGAGGUUUACAGUCAAAUUAAAGCUAUUUUUCCUAUAAUUUUACUUGAAGUGGUAGGUUUUUAGCCACUAAAUUAGUUAUUCAAUCUGAUUUCAACUGAAGAUUACAAUAUUGUACCUUUUAAAAUGGUUUUUAAAGUUCGCAAAAAAAAGGAAUUUAUUUUGCAUUUGACAUUUGAUGUGUAAAAUCAGUACGAUUUGCUCGAAAAACUGUCAAAUUUAGAAAGUAGCGUAUAGCGAAAUCGAGUGUAUCGAGUAUGGCGUAUAUCGGGAAAUACCUGUAUUUAAAUAUUUUAAAUCAAAAUUUCAAUGUUUACUUUUAAGUUUUAAAGAGAGGUUCAAUGAUAAAAUCUGUAUAAAUUUUAUAUUAUCAUUUGUUAUUUUCUAAUUACAAAGAAAUUUAAAUGUUCGUCCAUUAACUAAAGGUGGAAGUAAAGGGUCAAAAUAGCCCGCAACAACGAUAUUUGAGAAGCAAAGAGGCCCGCGAAGUGAAAUCUGUUGGUAUGAUUCGUGAUUUUAUGGUGUUUUACCAGGCUUCAAGAUGGUGACGACAUUCACUUCUCUCCAUUCUUGCGGGACGAUGUUGAAUUCAAACAUGAGGUUGAAAAUACUCAACAAUAGUUUAUUGGCCAUCCCAUUACGAGGUUAUGGAGCAAUUUGCAUCUGACCUGAUCCAGGCCUGAAGAAGAAUUUCUCUAGGAAAGAAGAGAUAUAGUUCUAACAUCGAUAACGGUGCAUCGGUGCUCAGGCGCAUCUUGAAUCUUGCAUUUUGCGCACGAACGAAAUUGGGACAAAGCUUGUAAGCGAAAUCUGCAGGCCAGUCUGCAGAAAAACUUUGGCUCUCAUUUAUAUUUUUGCUGUUUCGCAUCCUUUUAGCCAUUUCCCAAACUCAAUGAGAAAGAAGGGUGUAAAAUGUAGACAAACUUGCACUAGAAUCCCUUUGUUCGCCCUACACAGAUUUUUGCACAUUUUCUCGAGACUUUGUACUUUGUUUGUUUGUACUGUGCAAACAAAUAUGUGUCUGUGAAAGCUUUUAACGCCUUUUAAAGCUUUAACAUCUUGGUAUUAAACACCGCUUGAUCCUUGUCCCACCAAUGAGUGUGUUGCUUUUUAAAUGUCCUUACUUGAUGGGUGCCUCUUGUUUAGGCUGCAAGAACGCAAAGUUAAUCACUGUAACAAUAUUACAAGGUACUAGAUAGUAUCUUUACCAGUCUAUGUACCAUCCAUCUUGAUUCCUUCUCAAGCGUAGAAUAGUGCUAAUAAUGCAACGUUUUUCAAUAAGAUUGUCCAAAAAAUAUUACCCCUUUUCAAAUCUUGAAUUUUUGAAAAAGUGUACAAAAUGUCAACUUUCUUGAUAUGUGUUUCUGAGUCGUCAACUCGUACGACUUAACAACGUGUCCGUCAUAGGUUCAAGACCCGAAUAGACCGUGCCCCCAUACGUAGGACUGACUAUCCUGCUAUGGUAACAAUAAGUCACUGAAAGCCAAACUCACUUCACUCUGUGGGUACAGGCAGGCCUUGACCGACAACGGUUGUUGUGCGAUUACAAAAAAACAUGGAAAUAUUUUUUUUAAUAUCACUAAAACAAAUGCUGUUUUCGUUGCAAUGUUACUAACUUAAGAACAGAAAGCACUCCUCGCCUUGAUAUUAAACAAAAAAAAGGUGUAUGUGCUGUGAACACAGAUUUCGUCGCAGAUAAAAGACUCGUCGCUCAGAAACAGUUUCGUUUGUUUUAUAUUUUUAUUAUUUAUCUCUCAAAAAGUAAAAAAGUGUUUAAUGUUUAAAGUGUUUAAAGAAGACUCGACUUGCUGUGAUGAUGACUUUACUUGGGUAUACGCUCACAACCACCAUGAAGCGCCAAAGGCUUCCGUUGAAUCUGACCGACGAUCCGUUUCACAAACAACAGCAACUCGAUCGGUUCCACGUGACCAACAACGUAGUCGAGAAAUGUCAAUACAAAAAACUGAUCAAUGUCAAUCCACAGCUAACACAAUUGGUAUCGGGGAAGCAGUUCCUUGUGGCAAGCCACCCAGACCUUCACGGGAAACUGGUAGCCUAGAUCGACGGCGGAACUUACGCUCAAGUCGUCACGAGCGAGAUGGAAAAAGCCACAGUACACAUUCACUAAAAGAAAAUUCAUCUUCGUCCGAAUUUCAUAAACACGAUUCUAUGUCCAGCAAUCUCAGUUUAAAUUCUAAAGAUCAUCUGCAAGACUCGGGAAGCUUUCACAAUUACAACAUUAGUGGUAGCGGAAAUACACAUCAACGUCAUGGCUAUCCACCUCAUCCUCAAAAUGCAUGUACAAGUCCUAGUAUGUGGGAACCACCACCACCGCCGCCAUUGUCUCCUUGGGAUCCUCAAUACUACUGGAAUAAUCCGCAUUGUCGCCACCAAAGCAAAGAAGAGUUGAGAUUAAUCGACUAUCAUCGCCGACAGCAAGAAUUGUACCAAUAUGGAAACAGAAGUGGGCAAAGUAGUAUGCAGGAUUUAUCUUGCGCUAGUGGCUGCUGUAAUCGAAACUAUUAUCAUCACCCACCUCUGCCGGUUUGUUGCCCAUUGGAUCAUCGCACGCAAUGGAUCAACGAUGUUCAGCGCCAUGACACUGAUGAACGGCUACGACGUUUACAAAAGGACAAAGAAUCACUAGCUUUGCAAGUUAAAACACUUACGGAGCAUAUGCAGACACAAUCUACAAAAAUAAGUGAAUUGGAAAACAUGAUAAAAGAGAAAAAUCAGCUGCUAUCCAACGCAGAAGAUCUCCUGCAGCGAGUAAGCGUAUUUGCAAAAACAGUUGGCAUCCAGAUUGACAAACAAAAAGAAAUGCUUUCGAGAUCUUCGCUUGAAACACAAAAAUUAGAGCUCAUGUCAGCGAUGAGUGAGCUCAAACUUCAACAAGCAGCCCUAGAAAGAGAAAAUUUGGAACUUCGUACAACUUUUGUAACUAAUAGCGUGGCAUCUAGCGGAUUAUUCAAUGGAAAUCUUGCAAAUGGAUCAGGGAGUGGAUCAGCGAUAACAAAUGUGCUUAAUAACAACAGCAUUACGUCUAGUUUGCUCAGAAGACCUCAGAUUAUUACGAAUACUAGAAUGGUAGGCAUGUCCGCCUCUACUCCAGGAGCUUCAAUGAUCUCGUCUCCAAUACAUCAUGGCAGCCAUGGGAGUUUACAACAAGCAGCAAUUAGUCCUAUUACUCCGAAGACCCCACCGGCAUCUUAUCGACAACGUAUCGAUGUUCACUACAGUAGUCUUCCAAGACAAGCCUUUGCUACUACAUUAUCAACGGUUAGCACCUCCAGCGGCUCCUCAACAGCAACAGAUAGUAACGCCAACCCUAAACGAAACGUAGCUUUUGGUAAUGUUCGUUCUAUCAACAAACGAUUGCAACUACCUAAGCUUACAACGUCCAGCUCAAUGAAUGCUCUUCUGCUAGCCACAGCAUUGCAACGCACAGAAUCUAAUCUGAGACAUAUGAAAUCGGUAUCAGCACAAGAGUUAAUGUUCGAUGCUGCAUCCAAUGACCACAAUGAUGCAUCUCGAAUAAAAGAUGAAAUGAGUUGUUUAGAAAAUGAGAACCGUUGUCACGAACGAGCGAAUACUGAACCUCCAUCGGCAGCAUUAUUAGAUGACGAAGCAGGAGCAUCAUGCGUUCAAAACACGAAUGAAAAUACGGCGACAGAAACCGUGAAAAACUGUGAGAUGGAAUUAACAUCCGAUUUCGAUGCACUUCUAAACUUAGAGAAAACGUGUGAAAUUGCCCCGUUUGAUUCAAAGAACAAUACAGGACAAAUACCCAACGAAAUCGAUAGACUACGUGGAUUUUCAGUACCAAAUUUAGCUGAUGCAGAAAAUCGCGAUAAUGGGAUCUUAGAACACGGUGAAGGUGGUGUGCAGCCCACUCGCAGCUUCACCCCUCAACCUUCGCCAUCGCCGUCUAUGAGCCACAAAUUAAAGAACAUUUUUGGUAAGAUCAAAAGAAGCAACAGUGGAACCUUGGAAGAUAUUACAACUCCGGAAGGUGAAUUUAAACGUGGAGGAGUUCGUGCAACCGCAGGGGCUCGUCUGGGUUGGAGUGGAACGACUCCAUAUCGAAAACCUGAUAAACCGUUCCGCGAAUGGGAUGUAGAUACAAUCUGCCAUUGGUUCGAGCAUCUGGGUUUAAAUAUGUAUGAGGAAGAUUUACGAAAGUGGAUCAAAUCGAGCACGACGCCUGGAAGCGAAUUGAUGAAAGCCUCGCCAGUAGAUAUUGAAAAAGAGUUAAGUUUGCGAAAUCCAUUGCAUCGAAAAAAGAUAGUGUUAGCUAUUGCAGAUAUUUCGGGGACGGUGGGAGACGACGGGUUGUUUGAGAACGCUGGAAAGCUGGAUUCAACAUGGGUCCAGCGUUGGUUAGACGAUGUUGGUUUGCCCCAAUACAAAGAACCCUUCAUGGCGGCCCGAAUGGAUGGACGAAUGCUACACAAAUUGACGAUGGACGAUUUGGGCCAUUUGCAAAUAUCUUCUUGUUUGCACGUGGCCAGCAUUCGUCGUGGUAUACAGCUUAUGCGUAAUGAAAAAUGGAAUCCCGAUUGUCAUAUUCGUCGGCCAUUGCAACUCGGAUUAAAUGCAAAAGACGAUGUAAGGUUAUGGACUUCGCAAAGAGUUCAUGAAUGGUUACGAGCCGUCGAUUUGGCAGAAUAUGCCCCUAAUUUGCGUGGAUCUGGAGUACAUGGAGCUCUCAUGAUAUUCGAAGUUAAAUUUACAGCCGAACUUUUUGCUGAUUUAUUGAACAUUCCUUCAAGCAAAACAUUGUUACGUCGACAUUUGGCUACUCAUUUUAAGGAGCUUUUGGGUCGAGAUAUCAUACAGGUGAAACGAGAGGCUGAAAAUACCCUUGGAUUCCAACCACUGACAAUUACGGCAAAAAUUAAGACGCCUAAAAAGUCUCAAUUUUCCUUAAAACGGAAAAAGAGCAACAAAGGUGGCAAUCUGGGAGGAGAUGAAUGGAGUGAUUAUGUCUGCCCAAUGGGUGGUUCAGGUCAGGAACAUUUACCGCCUGCAUCUUCUUCAGCUUAUGAUCAAACUAGCACAAAUCAAGGCAGCAAUACUCCAAUUUCUGCUCUUUCUGCCUUUACGUCAAAUGCUUCUUCUCCUAAUACUAAUAUUGUCACUAGCAUCGCCAUGACGAAGGAUCCCUCAACGGCACCAAUUGCUUAUCCAGACAGCACAACCAGCAGCAUCUCCAGCACAACUACUUCCGGAGUCGGGUUGGAGCUUGCUUCAGUUCAACGUCAACCGUCGAGUAGCGCACAGUUAGUAACAACGCCGAUAGUCAAUAAUAACGGUGUCGAAUGUAGAGGAGAAGGAGGUGGUAGCGAUUCUCCACUAUCAAUACGCAGUUCAACUGCUUCAACCUCCUAGCAGAGGAUAUUUUCCUGUUCCAUCUCUUCGACCGCCUCUUCUCCUAUACUCAGCAAUUUAAUAAUGAACUACAAUCGUUCGGUGACGGCAGAUAACGACAAUAAUUCGGUAUGCACAAAAUUAACCGACAAUGUCAUUGCAUCCUUUUCUCCAGUUAAGGAUGUUUAUCCGAUAAGUUCGGUCAACCAAUCCAAUUAUUCUUCAACAUCGUCGCUGGUAUCAAACAAUUCUACAACAAAACAAAAAUCAUCUACGGUAACAAUAAUCGGAAGGAAAUUAGAUGCAGUUACACUGUUGUCGGAUGCAUCCCACAAGCAAGUGACAGAUGCUCCUAUAGAAAACAUUGCAUGUAAUAUUCCUGUGCAGCGAUCGGCAUCGUUUAACUCCGCAUGCACGGUGCCAUUGAGCAUAAGUAAAACAAUACAGGUGAAAAACUCGGCUUCGUUUAGCAAUUGCUCCAUUCUUGCAAAAGUGGCAAAAAAAAGCUCUGUCUUGGCAACUUUGACCACGAAUCCGGUACUUAAAAUUACUUCCAACUCGGUGACGAAUAUUCUAAAGCAGCAAAUGACAAACGUAUCCUCUGGUUCUGCAAAUAGCAUGACCAAUACGUACAAGAGCAAUAUCACUGAAACUCUUGCAAAUGCUGGCAAUAAUAACCGAAUACUACCUAUGACAAAUAAAUCGGCUAGUGGUGGUAGCCUUUCCUCAUCUACUGGUCAGCUUCCUUCGUCUUCUUUGACUUCUCUUUCAUCAGGCGCGUCUUCUGUUAUGAAUGGCCCAGCAGGUGGUCAUCCAUUAUCACUUAAUCAAUCCAUUAGUACGACAGCUCUUUCGCUGGCACAAUUAAAAAAUAAUAGUACUUGUGAUUAUUACGUAUGAAUAAGUCAACGGAAUAUCCGGAAUAUACAUAUGCUUGAAUGAAAACAUAGUUUUGCAACAGCUAAUGUAUGUCGCAAUAAUACAUAAGUCAGUGUGAUUCUAUCAGUAUGCAACAUAAACAAAUUUAAAUGAAACAACCCUCUACAUUCGAGCUAUGGUUAAAUUUUUGAUAGAAUGUUAUAAAAUUGAUUCAAUGACUAGUGAUAAUCGCAAAUGAAUAACAUUUCAAGUAGCAAGUUGCAGAAACACACAAAGCGGCAUUGUCACAAUGUAUAAUCAACGACAUUUGUAGUAUGACGAAUUUAAAGAACGUUAUUUUCACUUAUUAGACUGGUACCACUGUGCUGUAUGCCGGUAAUUGAAACCAUUAUGGACCAAAUUUAUUGUGGACAGUCGUGAAAUAGAUCGACAAAAAUAUUUUGGAAAUGUAGAGUAAACAAUAAAACAUCGAAGCCGCAAAGUUAGUAACGGUCGUUUCUUGAACGCUCCAAUUCUGCAUGAUACAUAUUAUAACACAGGGUAAAAUGAAGAGGUUUCUGGUUUACACUAUAAUAUUAAAUUUAUAUAACAGCAUACCAUUUGGAGCGAUAAAAAUUGUGGCAUGUAACAUUUUACGAAAAUAUUCCAAGCAGUGGUUUAUCAAAACACGACCAGAAUAUAAUUGAAAUAAAAUAUGUUACACGCUAAUGAAAGCCAAAGACAAUAAUCAGCUCUUGCAAUCGACACAUUGCAUAUAUAUAGGACAUAUCUUCAAGGGUCUGUAUUGUCUACUAAUGCGUUAUAUCAAUGGUAAUGGUUCAACCGUUACAACAUGACCAAUUUCAAUUUUUAUACCAUUUAUUGAUACAAAUCUUUCAAUAUCGCUGGGUAGACCUAACAGCUAACACUAUAUUCUGAAAGUCAAGAACGUUAGAUCGUCGAAAUUUAUUUUGCGUAAACAUUUUUUGUUUACAAUAUUCUGUUCAAUAUAUCCAAGUAUCCCAAUAGCAUUGGAGCAAAGCAAACAACCAAAUGAUAACGUUGUUACCAUUUUUGAAUUCAUAUCCUUAUACAAAGCAAAUCACAAUCAUAAUCGUUUAUCUAGAAAAUAAAGAGUAACGUACCAUGUGACGGUAGACGCUGUUGGUAUUCAUACAGAAGCUUCUUUUGGUACGAAGCAUAUUAUACUUUCGUUUUUAUAUCAUAGUUUUUUGCAAACACAUAGCAAAGCAGGAGUAUAACUAACCUUUGAAUACAUGGAAAAAUACCAUUCAUUGAAAAUAAUAUAGAAACAUGUUUAUAUUCGACUAUUAGGAAAUUGGCAUGUUAAUGUUAAUUAACGUAAAUCUUAGAACGUUCUUUACUGCAACAAAACGUAUACAUUAAAAUAUAUUCAUAAUAGAACCAAGGACAUUACUAACAACUGACGAAACCUGUCUAUAGAAUUAUCAAGGAACAUUUGCAAAUUAUGAACAAAUUCAAACAAUUAGUUGAAUGGUACCGGUGAGAUAUAGAAUGAUUCUAAAAUAAUCCCGUUGCACAUGGACACGAAAUGCCAAGUCACUUUAGAACGAUAGUAAACAAAAUAAGUAAACAGCAUAAAAUAGUCGAACCAGAACCUGUAAAUUCUGGAGUUAUGAUUCGAUUCCCAUCGAGACCUUAACCUCGUACAAAAGACUCCUGUUAAAGACCUGCGUAAGACCAGACCUGUAUGAGUCAUUUGAGCCAAGGUGCAGAAACAUAAAAUAAUAAACAUCAAGAAACAUAAAAUAAAUAGGUGUUCGUCCUUAGGAAAGGUAGGAAAGCAGAAACAUGAACCACCUAAAUCAGUUAAAAAAUUGAUCAGUAACGUGAAAAACGAUUUAUAAGCGCCUAGCAAAUUCAAUCAUUCAACCAAGUAGCAAAUUGGCUUUGAUGAUAUGAAUGCUCAUGCAAAAAUGACAUGAAAUGUUAAUAAAAUGAAAUAUUGGAUAAUUUUUUUGUGGAAA
Messenger RNA from Anopheles gambiae (African malaria mosquito), 10240 nucleotides. RefSeq names its product liprin-beta-1 (gene Liprin-beta). Gene Ontology annotation, cellular component: presynaptic active zone. The transcript is spliced from 11 exons. The coding region runs from base 3780 to 7394 and encodes 1204 amino acids. Gene Ontology annotation, molecular function: protein binding. NCBI's taxonomy places the organism in Eukaryota, Metazoa, Arthropoda, Insecta, Diptera, Culicidae. The record is from RefSeq and is a predicted model, not a curated record. Gene Ontology annotation, biological process: neuromuscular junction development.